ACCAAAUUGGCACUUCCGUACCCCGACCCCGGCCACCGUGUGGAAACAGAAACAGCAAUGGCGGGGAGGCUGGUGCCGAGCACGAAGAAGGCGAUGGAGCACCGGGAGGAGAAGCCCAAGGUGCCGUCGAGCGACCCGGGCUCCGACCUCGACCUGGUGCAGCUGGUGGCCGGGCAGCAGCCGCCCAACAUCUCGGAGAUGAAGCCGCUGACGCGGGAGGCGUACGGCGGCGGGAUGUACGCGGCCGAGGAGGAGGGCGGCCGGCGGAGGGGCCCCGCGCGGCCGCGCGCGAGCGCCACGCAGAGCGCCGACGGGCCCGAGGAGCAGCGCGCUGGCGCGAGGCCCAGCCACCCGCCGCCGCCGUCCACCGGCGACCGCGACCUCGACAUCACCGGCCAGUCCUACAUCCAGUAGCCGCAUGUGCCGGCUGCCGAGCGCCGCGCUUGGGCGUUGGCCAUUGGCGUUGUGUGUGUGUACACAGUACAGUACAGUAAGUACUUGCUAGUAUACUUGGUUGUGUACUUGCCAAAGUGUCCUUGUACACGUCGCUUUGUUAAGAUGUGUACGUACGUACUAGUUGCCGACGAAUAAAGGUUUGGACUUGGGCUUUCAGAAA
This is a messenger RNA of Zea mays, 616 nucleotides long. Its product is annotated as transcription activator-related. Lineage: Eukaryota; Viridiplantae; Streptophyta; Magnoliopsida; Poales; Poaceae. The transcript has a single exon. Bases 58 to 414 code for a protein of 118 amino acids. The record is from RefSeq and is marked predicted.